Messenger RNA from Oreochromis niloticus (Nile tilapia), 2084 nucleotides. RefSeq names its product hexosaminidase A (alpha polypeptide) (gene hexa). The transcript is spliced from 14 exons. Gene Ontology annotation, biological process: glycosaminoglycan metabolic process; ganglioside catabolic process; carbohydrate metabolic process. The coding region runs from base 75 to 1685 and encodes 536 amino acids. Lineage: Eukaryota; Metazoa; Chordata; Actinopteri; Cichliformes; Cichlidae. Gene Ontology annotation, molecular function: beta-N-acetylhexosaminidase activity. Gene Ontology annotation, cellular component: membrane; lysosome. The record is from RefSeq and is a predicted model, not a curated record.
AUUGCAUCCACCUAAGCACAUGACAGGUGGCGUUUUGACGGUGCAGUUCGCGCUAGUGAAGAGCGAGGGAAGUCAUGUCUGUAGUAACGUCUGGACGAUACACUUUUCCCAACUAUAAUUUAGUUUUUUUUAUUUUCCUCCAGCUCGGUCUGCACUCAGUGGAGGGAGUAUGGCCUUUACCGCAAUCUAUUACCUCCUCACCGGAGCGAUACCCUCUGAAUCCCCAGGCUUUCUACUUUACUUACGGAAGUCAAUCAGCUGCACAGGAGGGCUGCUCUGUUCUGGACGAAGCAUUUAAGAGAUACUUUUCUCUUAUUUUUCCAGACUACUCAUCUGGUUAUGGUUUUCUGCGAUUCAGUGUGGAUAAACCAUUUACUGUCCAAGUAAGUGUCGGCCGCAAUGAUUGCGACAGCUACCCAGAUGAAGACUCUUCUGAGCAAUACACUCUGAGUGUCUCUGCUGGACAAGCGUAUCUGAAGGCAGAAACUGUGUGGGGUGCUCUAAGAGGUCUGGAAACCUUCAGUCAGUUGGUUUAUCAAGAGGAUUUUGGCUCAUAUUAUGUGAACAAGACUGAGAUUGAAGACUUCCCCCGCUUUCAGUUCAGAGGGAUUUUAUUGGACACUUCACGUCAUUAUUUACCAGUGCAGGCCAUUUUAAAAACCCUGGAUGCGAUGGCCUUCAGUAAGUUCAAUGUGUUUCAUUGGCACAUUGUCGAUGACCCCUCCUUCCCUUAUCAGAGCCGCACCUUUCCAGACCUGUCUGCUAAGGGGGCUUUCCAUCCGAUGACUCACAUCUACACGCAGUUAGAUGUAAGAAGGGUGAUCUCAUAUGCCAGAAUGCGGGGAAUAAGAGUCCUUCCUGAGUUUGAUUCACCAGGCCACACUCAGUCUUGGGGAAAAGGGCAGUCUGACCUGUUGACUCCCUGCUACAGUGGGAGCACCCCUUCUGGUACCUUUGGUCCUGUUAAUCCAAUAUUGCCCUCCACUUACAAGUUCAUGGCAACACUAUUUAAGGAAGUGUCUUCGGUGUUUCCUGAUUCCUAUAUCCACUUAGGAGGAGAUGAGGUUAACUUUUCUUGCUGGAAAUCCAACCCUGAUGUCCGAGCAUUCAUGCUGAAAAUGGGAUUUGGAGCAGACUUCACCAAACUGGAAGCUUACUACAUGGAGAACAUUGUGAACCUCACUGCAGCCCUCAACAGAACAUCCAUUGUGUGGCAGGACGUUUUUGACUAUCAUGAACGAAUUCCUAAGGACACAGUGCUGCACAUCUGGAAGGGCGUCCCCGCUUCUUAUGAGGCAGAACUCAGAGCUAUCACCAAAGCUGGCUACAGGGUCCUGCUCGCUGCACCUUGGUACAUCAACCACAUUUCCUAUGGCCAGGACUGGCGCAACUACUAUACCGUGCAGCCUCUGAACUUUUCCGGUACCGAGGAACAGAAGAAGCUGGUGAUAGGGGGGGAAGUUUGCAUGUGGGGGGAAUAUGUAGAUGCUACUAAUCUAACCCCACGUCUUUGGCCAAGGGCAAGUGCUGCCGCAGAGAGACUGUGGAGCGAUGAGAAGCAGACCUCUGACGUGGACAAGGCAUUUCCUCGAUUGAAGGACUUUCGUUGCGAACUCCUGAGGCGGGGUAUCCAGGCAGAGCCUCUCUUUGUCGGACACUGCAAACACGAGUACCAAGGUGUUUGAUCAUAACGGACCAUGUGACUUUUUUGAGCAUUUGAAUUGAUUAACUUCUGAGGUGUAACUGGAAUUAAUAUAUUUAAAAAGUAUUGUGUGUGGCAUUUGAGGAGGUGUAAAUUCUUCAAAAAGAACAUUUUCUCUGCUUUUCAGUCAAAUUUACACUUGUGCUUUCUCAGGGAUUUUCCUUUUUGUAUUGCAACUGCUGUUUUUUAAUUUUACAUUUGAUACAUUUAUAUCAUGUAGCGAUCAUAUAGAAACGUAAUAAAUGUGAAAGUUUACCUACAUUAUAUGAGAUAAUUACAAAAUAUACAAAGCAGUUGCGUUUGAGUUUAAAAGGUACACGCCAGUAUGAUGUAGCUUGCUCUCUUUUCCAUUCAAAUGUAAUAAAAUCACAAUAAAGUCACA